UGUCACUAUCCAUGUCAAUGUGCCGUCCAGGAAUUACGAUGUAAUGAAGGCGUACGCCAUAUAAAAGAUGGGUGUAACUGUUGUUUUAUGUGUGCUAGACAGAGAGGGGAUCUGUGCAGUGUCAAAGAUAAAUGUGAUUCUGAUGCAGGUCUUUAUUGCCACAUGUCAAACAAUAAAACAGGUGUAUGUCAAGCUAAAGUGAAGAAGCCAUGUAUAGUUAAUGGUAUAACAUAUAAAGAUGGCCAAGAAUUUAAACCAGAUUGUAAAAGGACAUGUACCUGUCAGAAUGGAUUUUAUGGUUGUGCUAAUCGAUGUCCUCAAGAAGAUAAGAAACCAACAGAUAUGUAUUGUCUGAAUCCAGUUCUACUACCAGUUAGUGGGAAGUGCUGUAAAGAAUGGACCUGUGAUAAUAGAAUGCACAAAUUUACAACUACAAUGUACUUAUUUUUAGAACCAACAACAAUGAAACCAAGAGUAGAAUACAUGAAAACCAAAUGUCCUCUACCACCAUCGAAUUGGAGUGCCUGCUCAGAAUCUUGUGGUGUAGGUACUUCAGUAAGAAUCGUAUCAGAUAAGUUUUGUAAGCCACACCAAGAACGCAGAGUGUGUUAUUUGCGACCAUGUAUAAAGGAACUAAGAACAUACGGUAGGAAAAAAUGUACUCCAACAACUAGGGGAGGAAUUAGACAAAGAAUACAAUAUCAAGAUUGUCGGAGUGUCAAACAAUAUAAUUUGAAAUUCUGUACAAAUUGUAAGAAAAAUCAUUGUUGUUAUCCACAUAAAACAAGAACAAGACUAGUAGAAUUCGAGUGUCACGGUGGACGAAGGGAAUUUAUGAACUAUAUGUGGAUUAAAAAAUGUCGUUGUGACCAUGAGUGUUAUAAACCCGAACCAAGAAAAAGACAUUGGGUAAACCAUAAGAAACAUUGA
Molecule: messenger RNA, 930 nt
Organism: Lottia gigantea (owl limpet)
Lineage: Eukaryota; Metazoa; Mollusca; Gastropoda; Lottiidae
Exons: 4
Biological process (GO): cell adhesion; signal transduction
Cellular component (GO): extracellular matrix; extracellular region
Molecular function (GO): heparin binding; integrin binding
Source: RefSeq, a predicted model, not a curated record